Messenger RNA from Lithohypha guttulata, 1839 nucleotides. RefSeq lists its product as uncharacterized. The transcript has 8 exons. The record is from RefSeq and is a predicted model, not a curated record. Lineage: Eukaryota; Fungi; Ascomycota; Eurotiomycetes; Chaetothyriales; Trichomeriaceae. Bases 1 to 1839 code for a protein of 612 amino acids.
AUGAAGCUCGAGGUCCUGCUUUGGGCGUCUGUUGCCCUUGCUAAUCCUCUCCGACUUGACAUCAACAUUCACGUGGAUGAGCAAAAGUCCUCCUGUGCUACCGAAGAAACACAACCUCUGACCACCAACCUUCCAGUUGUUGAGUUGCUAUAUGAGAAGCAUAGAGCAUCUCCUCCCCAAGUCUUCAAUCAAUCCUUCUACAAUUUCAGCAAUAUACCAUAUGCCCAGCAACCUAUUGGCAAUCUCCGCUUCAAAGCAGCAAAAUCCAUUGAGCCCAUCCAAGGCGAGCUGCCUAUGAAUGAUGGUCAGAAGUGUGUAGUUUGUCCUCAAUCACAAGUUGGCUGGGUACCUCAUGCACAAGAUUUCUUGAAAGACUACCACGAAUUCAAUAAGAAUCUCGACCAGAAGUGGAGCUACAAGAUCACACCGAAAGAUAACUACACAUGGACCGAGAACAUCGAUGCAGUGCAAAACAUGGAUGAGGCAUGUCUUACAUUAGAUGUCAUGGUUCCUAAAAGAAUCUAUGACAAGAGAGACGACUGGGCAGGUUAUCCAGCUCCUGUCAUGGUUUGGUUCUUCGGUGGUGGCUAUGUCUUUGGUUCUAAACAUCUGUUCGGAGGACCAGCAGGGCUGUUUAAUGCUUCGAACCAGCUGGAAGACAUCGAUGAGCAAGAUUUCAUCUUUGUCGCCGUGAACUAUCGUCUGGGAGCUUUCGGCUGGUUAGCUGAAAACAUAGCCUUCUUCGGCGGCAACCCAUACGAUAUCACUGUAGUCGGUGAAUCUGCUGGAGCUAGCUCAAUCCUCCAGCAUCUUGCUGCCUACGGAGGACCUCGAGCAGGUCGAAACAAGCCUCCCCCAAAAUUUAAGCGAGCCAUUCUGCAAAGCCCGGCUCUAUCUCCCGUUAGUGACCGAGGUCGAAUGGAGAAUGUCUAUCAAAGCUUCCUGAAGGAAGUUGGCGUGAAAGAUUUCGAUGCAUUACAGAAGGCAGAUACCAAAGAUCUCAUUCGGGCCAACAGCAAGACGACAUACGAGUCUCCCUAUGGCCAGUUCAACUACGGUCCCGUUAUCGACGAAGAUUACAUCAAAUAUCCUAUCCACCUGCAGUUGAAGUACGGCUUUAUGUGGCCAGCGGAUAUCAUGGUCUCGUAUAACCGCGCCGAAGGAAUGCUGUUUACUCCUCCAUGGGUCAGGUCCAGAGCAGAACUCAAGGACUACAUCCUAUCAGCAUAUCCGCACUUCCUUGAUGAGGAAAUGAACACUCUACUUGACUCUGUAUACCCAUACGACGCUAGUCUUUCAGCAGUCGAAGCUGUCAAUGCUACAUCACAAGUUCUGAGUGAUUUCGUUGUGAAAUCAAAUGUCUAUGGCUUGACCCAGCAUUAUCGUUACUCCGCAUUUGAGUACAAAUUCAAUUUCUUUCCAGGAAUACAUGGACAAGACGCGAACUGGACGUUUCGUCCCACAGGCGACAAAAACGUCAACAAAGAGCAACGCGAGCGCUUCCAACGCUAUCUAACUUCUUAUAUCAAAUGGUUCGUUCACGAGUUCGAACAGGGCGACCCCAAUACGGCGAAGCUCUCGGAAGACAAGGACUUUGAGUUUUACAGUGAUGGGCAAAAGCACAUGCAAUUUGGCAUUGCCUUUCUUGCGCCUGGUGUUCCUGUUGCGCCUGCUUUGAGCACAUUCUAUGGCAUGCUGCCAGAUACACUUAACGACACCACUUGCAACUUCUGGCUGAAUGCUCCUUACUGGGACCCUGACAAAGAUUCACCUGAAAACUCUGUCAACCUCCGAACCAAGUACGAAGACCAAAUGAGUCAGGCUCAUGUCGAGAUUUGA